CCUCAACUUUUUGCAGAAGAAGCGCGCGCGCCUGGGAGUGCUCGGGGUCCGGAGCUUGCGGCGGCUGCCAGGAGCGGGAGAGCGAAAAAGCGAGCGAGCGAGCAAGCCAGAGAGAGAGAGAGAGCGAGCGCGGGUCCCCGGCCGCCGCCGCCUCCUCUCCGGUCGCCGCCGCAGCCGCCGCCGCAGCAGGGGAACGGGGCCGGGGGGGAGGGGGGCAGCCGCGGACGCGCGCGGCCGAGGACUUUGCAACUUGCCGGGGAAGGUGGAGGGGCGGGAGGGGGAGGGGCGCCCGCGCAGGAGACCAAGCGCCCAGCCCCGCCGCGGACCAUGGUGCAGCAGGCCGAGAGCUCGGAAGCCGAGAGCAACCUGCCCCGGGACGCGCUGGACACCGAGGAGGGAGAGUUCAUGGCGUGCAGCCCGGUGGCCCUGGACGAGAGCGACCCGGACUGGUGCAAGACGGCGUCGGGCCACAUCAAGCGGCCCAUGAACGCCUUCAUGGUGUGGUCCAAGAUCGAGCGCAGGAAGAUCAUGGAGCAGUCGCCCGACAUGCACAACGCCGAGAUCUCCAAGAGGCUGGGCAAGCGCUGGAAGAUGCUGAAGGACAGCGAGAAGAUCCCGUUCAUCCGGGAGGCGGAGCGCCUGCGCCUCAAGCACAUGGCUGACUAUCCCGACUACAAGUACCGGCCGCGCAAAAAGCCCAAGACGGACCCGGCGGCCAAGCCCAGCGCGGGCCAGAGCCCCGACAAGAGCGCGGCGGGCGCCAAGGCGGCCAAGGGCCCCGGCAAGAAGUGCGCCAAGCUGAAGGCGCCGGCGGGCAAGGCGGGCGCGGGCAAGGCGGUGCAGCCCGGCGACUGCGGCGCGGGCAAGGCGGCCAAGUGCGUCUUCCUGGACGACGACGACGACGAAGACGAUGAGGACGACGAGCUGCAGCUGCGGCCCAAGCCGGACGCGGACGACGACGACGACGAGCCCGCGCAUUCGCACCUGCUGCCGCCGCCGGCGCAGCAACAGCCCCCGCAGCUGCUCCGGCGCUACAGCGUGGCCAAGGUCCCCGCCAGCCCCACGCUCAGCAGCGCGGCCGAGUCCCCCGAGGGUGCGAGCCUGUAUGACGAGGUGCGCGCGGGCGGCCGGCUCUACUACAGCUUCAAGAACAUCACCAAGCAGCAGCCUCCGCCCGCGCCCCCCGCGCUGUCGCCCGCGUCCUCACGCUGCGUGUCCACCUCCUCCUCCAGCGGCAGCAGCAGCGGCAGCGGCGCCGAGGACGCCGACGACCUCAUGUUCGACCUGAGCUUGAAUUUCUCCCAGGGCGCGCACAGCGCCUGCGAGCAGCCACUGGGCGCGGGCGCGGCGGGGAACCUGUCCCUGUCGCUGGUGGAUAAGGACCUGGAUUCCUUCAGCGAGGGCAGCCUGGGCUCCCACUUCGAGUUCCCCGACUACUGCACGCCGGAGCUGAGCGAGAUGAUCGCGGGGGACUGGCUGGAGGCGAACUUCUCCGACCUGGUGUUCACGUAUUGAGGGGCACAGGGCUCCUCGGGAGGCAUUCGUGGCGGUCAGGAUAAAGAGGAUGGCGGGGGUGGGGGGAGGGGAGAAGAUGCUCAUGGUCAGAGAUGUGGAGCAGAGAAAUUGGAAACGGUGAUGAAAUGUUGGUGGAGUUAAAGUGAAAUGAGUAGUUUAAACAGAUUUUCCUGUUUUUUUUUUUUUUAAUUUAAAAAAAAUUUUUUUGGGUCUCCCCACCCUUCCCUUUAUGGUGUCUCAAGGUAGUUGCAUACCUAGUCUGGAGUUGUGAUUUCCCCCACCCCUAAGAAAACGUGUUUUGUAAUUUCUAUAUCUUUUUUUCCCUGAAAUUCGUGAUUGCAACAAAGGAGGAGGGGACCGGGCGGGGGAGGGGAGGAGGCCCGCUGCUCCGGAAGGCGCUGUUUGAAGCUUGUGGCUUUUUGAAGUCUGAAAGACGUCGGCAGAGGACCCUUUUGGCGGCACAACUGUUACUCUAGGGAGUUGAUUUUUUUUUUCUUAAGAGAUCUAAAAAAGAACUGGUGAUUAAAAAACAACAACACAAAAAGGGACCAUUGCAACCUUUUUAUUUUAUUUUUACUUUUUUGGAGGGAGAAAGCUGAUGUCUUCUAUGCAUCCAAUUUCUCAAACUGCAGGGAGCUUGAAAAAAUGCAGUCUGUACAAACGCUUACAAAAAUCAUAACUGUGAACUGACUUAAGAGCAGAGUUUACUUUUUCAGAUCAAAUUGUUUAUGGUUUUACAAAUGUGAUUUCUACUUGGCAACCUUUUUUUGGUAACUCGUUCCCUUAUACCUCCUUGAUUGAAUACCUUACAGCCUAGACCUCAGUACAAAAAGGUAUUGAAACAUUUUUGAUACAUAACAGACCUCAAUCUUUUUUAAAAAUUAAUAUAUUUUCAGGCGUAUUUUUGUACAGUGAAAAGGGAACAAUCUUGCUGUGUUUUUUCAGUAAGACUUUCAGGCACUUCUUCCCUUUUGAUUUUUUUUCCUUUUUCUUUCUUUUAUUUUUUUUUUCCUUUUUUGUUUGUUUUUUUUUUUUUUUUUUAGCAUGCGAAUAUGUUGGUACGUUAUGUCCUGGUUUAAAGGAUUAAAAUUUUAAAAGUAAUCCUUGCAUCUAAAGGCCUUGUGGUUUAAAAAAAAAGCAAACUUUUUUUGUACAGCUAUAGUAGAGAUUUGUUCAAUAUUUGUAGGUAAAGAUUUAUUGAAAAUGGUGACAUAGACCUCAGAGCUGUUCUUAGUUUAAGACUGUAUGUACUGUACCAUAGUAGGACCUAUGUAUCUCAUCGCUGUGAUGUGUGGACGGGGCCCCAGACGGAAGGUUUGAAACUGGAUUCUCGAUUUUUAGCAAAAAGAAAAAAGGAAAGGCACAUAGUUUUAAAUUUUCUCAUUUUGUGCAAUAUAAUCUAAAUAAACAGACCAUUGCAUAUUUAGUAGCAAAUGGUGGCGAAACAGACUCAACGCACUGUCGACAUCACCGCCCGAGUUUUUGUUUUUGUGUGUGUGUGUGUGUGUGCUGAAGUCUGUGUCUUGAUUUUAAUAAAUCAGCAGGAACUGAUAGAAGCUCGCAUGGCCCAUAGUCUCUCUAAGUCUACCCGGGGACCUCGUGGUCGCAGCGCGGCGGCUGCGGGUGGCGGAGGGCAGAUUCCGCUUUUGGAGCCCCUUAGGUUGCGGUUUAGGGGGCAGUCGGGUGUCCUCUCUUCUUACCCCGCCCUGCAUCUCCAACCCCGCUACCGGCUGCGCUCGCGUCCGUGCGUGGUGGGGCCGGGGGCUGGUAUCCACAGGGCUAGGCCCCCGCUUCUGUCUUUGGCUUUUUUUUUUUUUUUUAAUAUAUAUUUUUCUCCCCCCCGCCGCAUCGCUGCGUGUGCGCUCAGGCGGAUGCGGGUGGAGAGGGCCGCGCCCUUUAGUGGUGUCCACGCGGGUGGGGCACAAGGAGAGCAAACGCGCCUAAUGCCGCCUCCACGCUGGGCGGCUCGUGGCUUUGGAGUCCUGAUGGAGCAUCUGCCUCCCGGGCCCGGGCCAGUCCUCCCUCCAUUCCAACCACCCCCACCUCCGCCGCCGCCAGCCCUGUCCCUAGUGGGGUCUCGCGCGCAAGUCCAAGUCCCCGGGGCCACGGCGCCCGCGACCGAGAAGCCAUUCAGCGGCGAAUUGAAACUUGGUGCCCAACAGGACUCUAUAUCUACAGAAACCGUUACUGCUCGGGCGCUGGCCACGGGGACUUGGCCGGCCGGGAUCCAGGUUGGGGCCCCCACGCGAGUCCACGCUGCAGGGUGGAGAGCACGUCGCCACCAAGCGGCGCGAUGGCACAGCGCACGUGGGUGGGGGGGCGGCGUGGCUUUUCCGCGCUUUCCUCGCCCACCCCUCCUCCACGGCGCACUGGUGUGCGCCACGCGGAGACCUUUAAACCGCGAAUAAUCCCACCAGCGGUUUACCGGGGGUUUGCAGUUUCCGAAGCUUAGGGGGAAAGGCAUUCUGAGUGUCUUGAGAUCUUUUAACAUUUGCAUGUGUUUCCUGUUUUCCAUCGGGUGUUUUCUGUGGUGAGGGAAUUAGGAAGGUGUUGAGGAUUUGGUCUCAGAAUGAAAACAUAGCUGUGAUUUGUAUUUUAAAACUAUGUGGCCGAGUUUCUUGGCAGGAAAAUAAGAGACAAGUCCUUGGUUGGCGAUGGGGGGGGGGGGGUUUUUUUUUUUUUUUUUUUAAACCCUGUUAGAACUCAGGACAGGCGCUUGAAUGCGCUUUUAACAAUAUUUAAAGCAGUUUAGACGAAUGCAUUGUGAAGACCAUUCCCAAUGAACUCUUUAUUGAAUGUCUAAUACACAAGGUAUUCCUGCCACUGGCUAGACUUCAAUAAAAGUUUAGCUGCUUUUUUCCCCCCUCCUAAGUAAGUCUUAUUUUUAACUGAGCAUUGACAGUAUCUUAAAAUGGUAACGUGGGCGUGGGCGUUGUGUGCAGAGCAGUCUAGCCAGUUGGGUACCCUGCUCCUUAACUAGUUCACAGACUCGAGUGCAUUUUUGGCGUGAUUUCCAUCUUUGAAGAAAAAAACAAAAAUACCCGAACCAGCGUUCUCUUAUUAAUUCUUUAAGCUGUGGAAAUAAUUUCUAGUUUCUACAUUCUCGAUAUGCAUCCUUCUUAUUAAAAAGAAACAAUAUGAAUGAAAGGCAGUGUGCUUAAAGUGUGCUUUGCAAAUACGUGUUAUGAAUGACUACGGUCACUGGGCAAAUUAUUUGUAGAAUGAUUAGCCUUUAGCUAGAAAAAAAAAUUGCAGCUCUUUUGGGCCUGGAUGGUUCUUUUUAAUGUUAAUGGAGGGGAAGUGAUUUAAAUAUGCAUGCUCGUAGCAGUCAGGAUCUGACUUAGUUGUUUUUGAGAGAAGAAAAAAAUCAAAAGGCAAGGUCUACUUCUUUCUUCUCUGGGAAUUGAAACCACAAUCAUCUAGGGUACUAGGAUGGUGUAAGAAAUGGACAUUUGUUCUUCACUUCAGAAUUCAAAUGAGUUUUGCCCAAGGAAUAUGGGAAACGAGGCAAAUAAGUUGCUCAAUUUUCAAGUAGUCAUUCAAUAGAAAUAUAUUCCAUCACUCAGCUUUUUUAGUCUCUGAUGGGGUAUUAUGUAUAGUCUCACUGUUUUCUCCUAAUGGGCAUAUGUAUCUUUGUGGACACUUGGAAGAGAGGUUUUUCUUGUCCUCUCUCAUUUCUAGAAUCUUUAUACUCUUUCUCCUGCGAGGUUCUCUGCUUUUAACAGAUUUCUGAGGCAACUUAUAUUUGUGCUUUUUUCUUACGUAGGAAGACCAGCGGAAAUAGCUUACUGAGUUGUCGAUUUUAUCAGUAGAUAAGAAACUUUGUUUAUUACAGUUUCAGGGAAGGUUUUUCAGGAUAUUUCUCAGUUAUUCUAAGGGCCAAAUUUUAUAAAAAUUUCCAUUAGGAAUGUCAGUUUCAAAUACCCUUUGUAUAGCCUAUGGCCUGUGAGGAUAACUACCAAGACUGAGCCUUACAUGUGUCCGAACAGGAAUUCAUAAGUCCCCAAAGUAAACGUCUCCAUGUAACGACUCUUGACACGUUUCCUGAGAGUUGGCUUAUUUUAAUUAUCGAUUCUUUCUCACUGUCCAUUCUGGUUGAUUUAUUCUGCCAUAUCUCUUGGUUUGAUGAUCUCCCCGUUUUUUGCUCUUUGGUAACAACUCAGGUUUUGUUUAUGGGUUUUAAAGCCCCCUUUGUGUGACGCUUACAUUUUCAACCACAGUAAAACGUACUGAAGCCAAGCUCACCUCCAUUUCCUUACUGCUGACCCCCUUUACCCUCCCCCAACUCCUAAAAUACCUUCAUUUUUUUCCAUCAUCUUAUUUUUUUUUAACACUACCUAGAUGCAUUAGCUGCCUGAUUAGUUUAUCUAUUCCAUGUGGAUGCAGUGAGUUUAUAAGAGAAUUUCACAAACAAGUAGUUUUUUAGUGAACUUAAACAGAAUUUUAAAGGAGACCUAUUUUUAUACUCAAUAAAAGCACAAAAGUGCAUAAAGUAUAGCAUGGCGUACAAAGGGAAAUCCGCUCAUAACGUUCCAUGUAUAAAAGUAAUAAUUUUCUUGGAUAGCGAUAUUCUUUGCAGACCCAGUGCCUCUCUGCCUGUGCAUAGACAGGAUGGUUUCCACGCACUGGGAACUUCCGGUUGCCGGCACUUGACAAACACUUCACAAGAGCCACCAAGAGCAACAGGCAGGAGCUGAGGUGUGCCCCCGACAGAUCGCAGCCGGCCACUAGGCAACCUGGAUGUGCACACGCAGGAGGCUCCAGUCUUGCUGUUUGAUCAAACUUCUUUUAUGUAGUCGUGUAGACUCCAUUUUUCUCUUCUGUGAAAAAUGACAAAAUAAAGCAAUAUGACAAGUUUGAAAACACAUUUGAAAGAAUAGAAUUUCCUCCAGGGUCCUCAAAGAGAUUUUUCUUUCUUUCUUUUUUUUUUUUUUCCUUUAAAAUUGUGACGCUUAUUUUAGGAGGCACAUUACAUUCCCCCUUCAAAAUCAGAAUGACUGGAAAUAAUCAAAACCUAGCGUAAAAAAAAAAAAAAAAGAAUUUUG
Messenger RNA from Peromyscus leucopus (white-footed mouse), 6560 nucleotides. It is a transcript of the gene Sox11, whose product is annotated as SRY-box transcription factor 11. NCBI's taxonomy places the organism in Eukaryota, Metazoa, Chordata, Mammalia, Rodentia, Cricetidae. The transcript has a single exon. The coding region runs from base 328 to 1515 and encodes 395 amino acids. Gene Ontology annotation, biological process: anatomical structure morphogenesis; negative regulation of transcription by RNA polymerase II; neuron differentiation. Gene Ontology annotation, molecular function: DNA-binding transcription activator activity, RNA polymerase II-specific; RNA polymerase II cis-regulatory region sequence-specific DNA binding. The record is from RefSeq and is a predicted model, not a curated record.